Molecule: messenger RNA, 1283 nt
Organism: Alternaria alternata
Lineage: Eukaryota; Fungi; Ascomycota; Dothideomycetes; Pleosporales; Pleosporaceae
Product: GroES-like protein
Exons: 3
Coding region: 259-1272 (337 amino acids)
Molecular function (GO): oxidoreductase activity, acting on NAD(P)H
Source: RefSeq, a predicted model, not a curated record
CCCCAUAAACACACCAAACAGAUUCUGUAGCUGCCAUCGAAAAAGCAUAAUGUGGGGGCCGAUCUCUGUACGUUGGCUGGAGAUCUACCGAGGCUCAGUAAUCGACUGUGGGUGGGCAGUAUCGGCGAACAUGUUGCGCCGGCGGACAACUAUAUUGUAAACUCUCUUCUCGUCAAUUGGGCUACAAGACGCCAAUUAUAACUCAUCUUGUUUGUACAUUACACACCAAAAGAAACCACAUCAAUAAUCACCAUCAUCAUGUCAAAUCAAGCAGCGUGGAUCCCAGAAGCGAAGGGCCAGCUUCAGGUCAAGGAAGCUCCCAUGCCAAAGGCGGGCAAGGGCGAGGUUGUGAUCAAGAACCACGCAGUUGCUGUCAACCCCGUGGAUUGGAAAAUCCAGGACUAUGGAAUCUUCCUGCAAAAGUACCCCAACAUCUGUGGUACUGACGUCGCUGGCGAGGUUCACGAAGUCGGUGAGGGUGUUACACAUGUCAAGAAAGGCGACCGCGUACUAGGACAUGCAUUUUCCCUCGUUACCAACGACCCUGCGCACGGCGGAUUCCAGCUCUACACCGCCUGCAACGCACUCGUCGUAUCCAAGAUUCCAUCCGACAUGAGCUUCGCGUCAGGCUCAGUCCUGCCUCUUGCCAUUUCAACUGCAGCCGCCUGUCUCUAUAAGAAGGAGACGCUCGGGCUACCGCUGCCAUCCUCCAAUCCCUCGUCUACAGGCAAAUCAGUAUUGGUAUGGGGCGGCUCGAGCAGCGUGGGUGCGACGGCGAUUCAGUUGGCGGCUGCAUCUGGCGUGAAGGUUGUCAGUGUGGCAAGCAAGCACAACCUGGAGAAACUCAAGGGCCUUGGCGCAACAGCGGCCUUUGACUACAAGGACCCCAAGGUUGCCCACGACAUCAUGGUCGCUCUCGAAGGCACAGAAUUCGCGGGUAUUUGCGACGCCAUCGGUACGCCAGAUGCCGCGGCUGCCUGGACACCAGUGUACGAGAAGCUCGGUGGACGCUACGGCUCCGUCUUGCCCGCUGCGGAGGGUCUCCCCAAGGGCAUCGAGGGCGCCAGUGUCUUCGCUCCAACUGUAGCGCUAGCUGACAAGUACAUUGGCGAUGUUGUCUGGGCGCAGUGGGUACCAGAAGCGCUAGAGAAGGGCACGCUGAAGGCUGUUCCAGAACCACUGGUGGUUGGAAAGGGACUGGAUGCGGUAGCGGAGGGCUACAAGAAGCAGAAGGAGGGUGUCAGCUUCCGCAAAGUCGUCAUCGAAUUGUAAGCCUCGCGGAC